This is a messenger RNA of Theobroma cacao (cacao), 1866 nucleotides long. The record is from RefSeq and is a predicted model, not a curated record. Lineage: Eukaryota; Viridiplantae; Streptophyta; Magnoliopsida; Malvales; Malvaceae.
CCUGCUACGUAACGCACGUGUUGUCUUACUGAACACAAAUUAGCUUCAAUAACUUUCCUUCCCACAAAUCAAAACACUUUCCUUCUUCCCACAUUGGUUGCGGCAUUUCCAUCAGGUGAUCAGCUUCGUUCCAUCUGCAGGAAAGCAGCACCGCAACUUCUGCCUAAAAUAAAGGCCACCCAAACAUUGACUUUUGAAUCAAAGCUUUGAAUCAUAGCACUACCAGGGAGUAUUCUCAAAUCUUUGAAGGUUGUGCCUUUUGAGCUUGUCAGCUGCAUAUUUUCUAUGGGGAACGAUGUUAAAGUUUUUCAAGGCUUUUGGCGUCAUGGUGAUCAAGUCUGUGGUUGCUUUUCCAAGAUUGGUUUUGGACGGAUCAAGAGACUGGUUUCCACAACUGCUUGCAUAAUCUUCUUCUUCCUCCUCCUCACUGCUGCCUUGGUUCCUUGGAUACAUGUGCCUAUUAUACAGGGCAACCCAUUUCCCCAGAUGAUUUUUUCCUCACGAAGUAGUAUUAAAAAACACCAUUCAAGAACUGAAUACCCUCUAAACUGCUCUGAUUCAGGUUUGCAACAAAAAUGCCCAAACAAUUAUCCUUUGGUAUUUGAGCCUGGUAAAUUGUCAACAGAAACUUGUCCGGACUACUUUCGGUGGAUCCACCAUGAUUUACAACCCUGGAAGAAUUCAGGAAUUACAAAAGACAUGAUUGAAAGAGGGAAACUGAGUGCAGAGCUUAGACUUGUGAUUGUCAAGGGUGAGCUUUAUAUGGAGAAGUCUGGCCACCCUUUCCAAACCAGAGAUUUAUUUACGAUAUGGGGCAUUUUGCAGCUUCUAAGGUUUUACCCUGGAAAGCUACCAGAUUUAGACCUUUUGUUCUAUACUGGAGACUCGACGAAGAUCAAGAAAAGGGACUAUCAAGGACCUAAUGCUAAAUCACCACCGCCUCUGUUUCAUUAUUGUGGAGAGGAGAAAGCACUCGACGUUGUGUUCCCUGACUGGACCUUCUGGGGAUGGGCUGAGGUUAGUAUAAUGCCAUGGGAGCAGAUGCUGAGUGCAAUAAAGAAUGGCAGCAAGAGGACCAAGUGGGAAGAUAGGGUCCCUUAUGCCUAUUGGAAGGGUAACCCAAAUGUUUCUAAACAAAGGAAAGACCUUUUGAAAUGCAAUCGCUCGGAUAAAUAUGACUGGAAUACUCAUCUUUAUAUCCAAAAUUGGACUAAAGAAAAUGAAGAAGGGUUCAAACAUUCCAAAUUGGAAGAUCAAUGCACCCAUAGAUAUAAAAUUUAUGUAGAAGGAGUAACAUGGUCUGUAAGUGAGAAAUACAUACUAGCAUGUGAUAGUAUGACCUUGAUGAUAAAGCCUGGAUACUAUGAUUUCUUCUCGAGAAACUUGGUGCCAAUGCAGCAUUACUGGCCCAUCCGCAGCACAAGCAAAUGCAAAGAUCUUAAGUUUGCAGUGGAAUGGGGCAAUAAUCACACUGACAAGGCACAGGCUAUUGGGAAGGCAGGAAGCAAAUUAAUUGAAGAGUUUCUGACAAUGAGAAAUAUAUAUGAUUACAUGUUUCAUUUGUUGAACGAAUAUGCCAAGCUCUUGAAAUUUAAACCAACAAUACCUUUAAAAGCCAAAAGGGUCUGCUCGAAAACCACAGCAUGCUCGAGGGAAGGUGUGUGGAGGGAGUACAUGGAGCAGUCCAUGGUGAAGUCCCCUAGCGAUAAACUUCCAUGCGCAUUGCCUCCCCCAUAUGAACCUCAAGCUCUUCAAGCUUUUCUCGACAAAAAAGAGAAAACAAUUAGGCAAGUGGAGGCAUGGCAAGCUGAAUAUUGGAAUAUUGGAAGGAACUAAAUGAUAAGAAGCAAUAGAGAUCUCUCUUUU